Molecule: messenger RNA, 2598 nt
Organism: Pogona vitticeps (central bearded dragon)
Lineage: Eukaryota; Metazoa; Chordata; Lepidosauria; Squamata; Agamidae
Gene: PRPSAP2
Product: phosphoribosyl pyrophosphate synthetase associated protein 2
Biological process (GO): purine nucleotide biosynthetic process; 5-phosphoribose 1-diphosphate biosynthetic process
Cellular component (GO): cytoplasm; ribose phosphate diphosphokinase complex
Molecular function (GO): ribose phosphate diphosphokinase activity; ATP binding; magnesium ion binding
Source: RefSeq, a predicted model, not a curated record
AUUCCACUUUUCUCCUGAGAAAAGGGCCUAGGGGUGGCUUGCGUCAUUAAAACCCACAAUAGAGAGAUUGAUGAUGCUUGAACGUUGGAACCCUUUUCUUUGAGGCCAGGUUUGGUACAGAUACCUUCCACUCUAAAAUUAAAGUGAGUUGUGUCGGUCCUUUGGGAGGAGGCAGGCAGGGAUGCUGGGGCCGGACGAGAGCAUACAUCCCUGCGCCAUACUGAUCCCGUUUGCGGAAGGAGGGAGGCUCCUCCUCCUGUAAGGCAUCAUCAGCUCCCCUUCUAGGCUCCUCUUCCCCUGGACCGAGGCCUUUUGGGGUAGAAGGUGGGUGUCGAAGGAGGCUCAGCAUUCUUGCCCACAGGAGGGAGCCGUUUGUCAGAGGCCGCUAGACUUCUCAGCUAACUUCGCUCGGCUGUUUUCUGGGUCGCAUCCUUUAUUCUAAUUUAAGAGCAGGAAGAGAAAGGAGGAUUUGAUGUUUUGUGUGACUCCCGUGGGAAUAGGACCCAUCAUGAACAUCACGAAAGGCGGGCUCGUGCUGUUCUCGGCCAAUUCCAACCCAUCGUGCAUGGAACUAUCGAAGCGAAUCGCAGAGCGGCUGGGAAUCGAGAUGGGCAAAGUCCAGGUAUAUCAGGAGCCAAACCGAGAAACCAGAGUUCAGAUCCAAGAAUCUGUCAGGGGGAAAGAUGUCUUUAUCAUCCAGACGGUUUCAAAGGACGUGAACACCAUCAUCAUGGAGCUGCUGAUCAUGGUCUACGCCUGCAAGACCUCCUGUGCCAAGAGCAUCAUCGGGGUGGUCCCCUACUUCCCUUACAGCAAGCAGUGCAAGAUGCGGAAAAGGGGCUCCAUCGUCUCCAAGCUCCUGGCGUCGAUGAUGUGCAAGGCGGGCCUGACCCACCUCAUCACCAUGGAUCUGCACCAGAAGGAAAUCCAGGGCUUCUUCAACGUCCCCGUCGACAACCUGAGGGCCUCUCCCUUUUUACUACAGUACAUUCAAGAAGAGAUUCCAGACUACAGAAAUGCUGUGAUCGUGGCCAAAUCGCCAGCCUCUGCUAAAAGGGCACAGUCUUUUGCUGAGCGCUUAAGACUGGGUAUCGCCGUGAUCCAUGGAGAAGCUCAGGAUGCCGAGUCUGACCUGGUAGACGGGCGCCAUUCCCCCCCGACAGCCAAAAGUGUUGCUGCCAUUCACCCGAGCCUCGAGAUACCCAUGUUGAUUCCGAAAGAGAAGCCUCCCAUCACGGUUGUCGGAGAUGUAGGCGGAAGGAUAGCCAUCAUCGUGGAUGACAUCAUAGACGACGUGGACAGCUUUCUGGCAGCCGCCGAGACGCUCAAAGAAAGAGGGGCCUACAAGAUUUUUGUCAUGGCCACGCACGGCCUUCUUUCCUCGGACGCUCCCCGGUUGAUAGAGGAGUCUGCGAUUGAUGAGGUUGUGGUCACCAACACCAUCCCCCAUGAGAUCCAAAAACUUCAAUGCCCCAAAAUUAAGACCGUAGACAUCAGCAUGAUCCUUUCGGAGGCCAUACGCAGGAUCCACAAUGGGGAAUCCAUGUCGUACCUUUUCAGAAACAUAGGGCUGGACGACUGAUCGCCUCCCGAGAGGCUCGGAGACGGAAACGAUUAUUUUUCAGGGGCCAAAACUGGACGGGUGCAGAAAAACCAAGCUGUGAAGCGUUGUGGCUUAAAUUUUGUAUUUCAAUUGAUCCCCUUCUGUUCUCUUGCUCCUUCCCUCUUUCCCGCCACACCCCUGGGUUUUAAAUUUAGUGGAUGAAAUUCCUGGAGCUGUUUUCUUAGCAGUUUUUAAAAGGGGGGAAGGGAGGGGUGGCUUUGUCAAAAGAAAAGAAAAGAAAACUUCAGAUGUUCUAGUUGCGGAUAGAUUUACAUGUUCUGUUUGUUGAGGAGACCGAUUUAAGGGUCUUUUAUCAGGGGCCGCAUGGCACUGAACCGGAGUAACCCUCCUCCUUCCUACAUUCUGAAGAAUGCUUUCCUUCUUUGAAGAGCCAGGCGGGCAGGAGAAUAUUGGCAUCCUCUAGGAAAUAGCGCUGUCUUCUUCCAUGGACAGCAGUUCGAAAUGUGGAAUCGUUUUAACCGGUCCAAGGUGUACACACCAUUCCUGCACGACCCGGUACGGUGGACCUCGCCUGCCUCGGUGCCAAAAAACAAGCUUUCUGUCACGACAUCCAGGGGAUAAAGAAAAGUUUGUGUGGAUGCUUAAUUUCCAUGAAGUUUUGACCAGGAUACCUCCUGAUUAUGGAUGCCUUAGGACGGCAAUGCACUUGCGCCCACAGGGUGCAAAAGGCCACGGGGUCCGACGUGGGACGACCUUUCUCCUGCCUGCAGCCUCCCAACAGCUUGCUUUUAACAAGUGCUUCAGUAACGUUAAAAAACCAACUACUCUAUACAGUUUGCCUCUGACGACCCAAAAAGGGGUGGAGUGGGGGGAUAAGGCACGCCGUUGUACGCGGUUCAGUCACCGUGUUUUUUUGGGGGGGUUAGUGUUUUUUUUUUUUUUUGUAGCAGUGCUUUUAUAGAGAAAGCAUAUGGAAUAUGCAUUGGUAUUUAUUUUCUGCUGCAAGAGGAAUAAAAGAGUUUGUUUUUGUGUGA